This is a messenger RNA of Rubroshorea leprosula, 3477 nucleotides long. NCBI's taxonomy places the organism in Eukaryota, Viridiplantae, Streptophyta, Magnoliopsida, Malvales, Dipterocarpaceae. The record is from the annotation of a GenBank genome assembly.
CAGAUUUGCAGGUUUUUAAUUUGACCUUCUUAAUGUGGUGUUACUGUUGAUCUUAUGACCUCUGUUCCUGAUCUUAACUAUGGAAAUUUCUAUUUGGAUACUAAAGGUGUUGUACAAAUUGGCACACAUUCAUUCACAUUUGAUCAUCUCUAUGGAAACAGUGGCUCCCCAUCAUCUUCCAUGUUUGAAGAAUGUAUUGCUCCUCUUGUUGAUGGCCUAUUCCAAGGAUAUAAUGCUACAGUCCUUGCUUAUGGUCAGACAGGAUCAGGGAAGACAUACACCAUGGGGACUGGCCUCAAAGAAGGUUGUCAGACAGGAUUGAUUCCUCAAGUUAUAAAUGUGUUGUUCAGGAAAAUUGAACAACUGAAGCAUCAAGUAGAAUUCCAGCUUCAUGUUUCCUUCAUAGAGAUUCUGAAGGAAGAAGUGAAGGAUCUUCUGGAUUCUGUACCCAUAAACAAAUCAGUGGCUGCUAAUGGACAUGCUGGGAAAGGUACAGUCCCUGGACGACCACCAAUACAAAUUCGUGAAUCAUCAAACGGAGUUAUAACACUAGCAGGGUCAACUGAAAUUGCUGUCAGUACACUGCAAGAAAUGGCUGCUUGCUUGGAGCAAGGAUCAAUAAGCCGGGCAACAGGAAGCACAAAUAUGAACAACCAAUCUAGUCGGUCCCAUGCCAUCUUCACCAUCACAUUGGAACAGAUGCGUAAGAUCCAUUCAGUUUCUGCUGUUGAUGACCACACUCCAGAUGAGGAUAUGGGUGAAGAGUAUUUGUGUGCAAAGCUCCAUUUGGUUGAUCUUGCUGGAUCUGAACGAGCAAAACGAACUGGUUCUGAUGGUCUUCGUCUGAAAGAAGGGAUACACAUUAAUAGGGGGCUUCUUGCCCUUGGUAAUGUCAUCAGUGCCCUAGGGGAUGAGAAAAAGCGGAAAGAAGGUGUCCAUGUUCCCUACAGAGAUAGUAAACUGACACGUCUCUUGCAGGAUUCGCUUGGUGGAAACAGCAAAACGGUUAUGAUAGCUUGUAUCAGUCCUGCCGAUAUUAAUGCAGAGGAAAGUCUAAAUACUCUCAAGUAUGCCAAUCGGGCACGCAAUAUACAGAAUAAGCCUGUUGUGAAUAGAGAUAUAAUAUCCAAUGAGAUGCAGAAAAUGCGUCAGCAACUAGAGUACUUACAAGCAGAACUUUUUUCUCGUGGAGGGGUUACUUCAGAAGAAGUACAAGUUCUCAAGGAAAGGAUUGCCUGGCUGGAGGCCACUAAUCAGGAUCUUCGUCAAGAACUUCACGAAUACCGUAGCAGAUGUGCUGUUGUAGAGCAAUCUGAGACUGAUGCUCAUAGUAACGGGUUUGAGAGGGGCUUUCAGAGUUUGGACUCCCCUGAUUAUCCUAUCAGCGAAGCCAUAUCAGCUGAAAAUUCUGGAGAAAUUGAUGAAGUAGCAAAAGAGUGGGAGCAUGCACUUCGGCAGAAUACCAUGGGAAAAGAAUUGACUGAGUUAAACAAACGCCUGGAGCAGAAAGAGUCUGAGAUGAAACUUUUUGGAGGAGCUGAUACUGAAGCAUUAAAACAGCACUUUGGGAAGAAAAUAAUGGAACUUGAAGAAGAGAAAAGAAUAGUGCAGCAAGAGAGGGAUCAUUUGUUAGCAGAAGUGGAAAACCUUGCUGCUAAUUCUGAUGGACAGAUGCAGAAAAUGCAAGAAGUCAAUGCACAGAAAUUAAAAGCACUUGAGGCACAGAUAUCAGAUCUUAAAAAGAAACAAGAAAGUCAGGUUGAACUCUUGAAGCAAAAGCAAAGAAGUGAUGAAGCAGCAAAACGAUUGCAAGCUGAAAUACAGUACAUUAAGGCUCAGAAAGUUCAGUUGCAGAAUAAGAUAAAACAAGAAGCUGAACAAUUUCGACAAUGGAGGGCCUCUCGUGAGAAGGAACUAUUGCAGCUCAAGAAAGAGGGAAGGAAAAAUGAAUAUGAAAGACAUAAACUCGAAGCCCUGAAUCAGCGACAAAAAAUGGUUCUUCAAAGAAAGACUGAAGAAGCUGCAAUGGCUACUAAAAGGCUGAAGGAGUUGCUGGAAGCCCGCAAGUCUAAUACACGUGAAAAUAUGGUAAAUGCCAAUGGACAUGCACCAAGUGGGCAGAGCAAUGAAAAAUCUCUGCAAAAGUGGCUUGAUAAUGAGCUGGAAGUCAUGGUUAAUGUGCACGAAGUUCGUUAUGAAUAUGAGAAACAAAGCCAAGUGCAAGCUGCUCUGUCAGAGGAGUUAACCAUAAUGAAACAAGUGGAUGAGCUGUCUUCAAAUGGGGAGAGUCCUCAGAGAUUGAAGAAUGGACAUUCACGAUUGUCAUCUCUUUCGCCAAAUGCGAGAAUGGCAAGAGUAGUUUCCCUUGAGAACAUGCUGAACAUGUCUUCAAAUGCCCUCAUGGCAAUGGCUUCACAGCUUUCAGAUGCAGAAGAAAGGGAGCGCUCUUUAGUUGGUCGUGGGAGGUGGAAUCAAGUGCGGUCAAUGGCUGAUGCUAAGAACUUGCUUCAGUAUAUGUUUAAUGCUACUGCUGAUGCAAGGUGCCAGUUGUGGGAAAAAGAUAUGGAACUUAAGGACUUCAAAGAGCAACUUAAUGAGCUAAAAGCUCUUCUAUGGCAAAGUGAGAUCAAGAGAAAGGAACUUGUGAAGGAGCAAAAAAUGAGGGAACAAGCUGUAGCAAUUGCCUUGGCUACUGCAACUUCGGGGCACUCCCGCAGUUCAUCAAAACACUUAGCAGAUGAUUUGAGUGGCCCUCUUUCUCCGAUUUCACUUCCAGCCCCAAAGCAACUUAAGUUUUCACCUGGCAUUGUUAAUGGGUCUGUUAGAGAGUCAGCAGCAUUUAUAGAUCAGACAAGAAAGAUGGUGCCAGUCGGACAGUUGUCAAUGAAGAAAUUGGCAACCUUAGGACAAACUGGAAAGCUGUGGAGGUGGAAGAGAAGUCAUCACCAGUGGCUUCUUCAGUUCAAGUGGAAGUGGCAGAAACCAUGGAAACUCUCAGAAUGGAUUAAACACAGUGAUGAGACAAUCAUGAGGUCAAGGCCUCGUGUACAAGCUCCAAGUGAAAUGAUAUGAUAUCCUCACAGUCACUGGCUUUCUUUAUCCUGUGUAUACACCCUGACCGGCAUAUAUGGUCUGACCCAUGGCUCAACUGAGAACAAGAAUGCAGGCAUGUUGUAAAUAUAGGAAGAGGAGGUUAGUUUCUUUGCAUGGUCCUAUUACUGGCUGGAUUCUAUGGGCAAGUUUUUACAUCAAACCAUGUUCUCAGGCAGGCCUUGAAUGUUCUGAAAUAACUAACGGGUGACAAGACAUGUGGUUGCAAGUGUGGAUGCUGAGGCUCAUGGUGUUGUUUACAGUACAUUGUAUUCCUUCUGCUGCUGUGUCAUGUUGCAUUCAUUGCUCUUUCUUCGGGAUAAAAGACAGGAAUUUCUUCUCCUGCAAAAUCAAAAUUUUGUGCAUGAUCAACAUUCCAAAUAACCG